AUGGAUACGCGGAAAGUCGAAUCGACCCAUGAGGAAUAUGCCCCCGCUGAAGAGGUAAAUCCUCGACCGGUGGAAGAUGAAGAGAUUACAAUCUACCAGGUGGGAUGGCGGACAAUCAUGGCCAUUAUCGCUCUUUCAUUUGCGAAUAAUUGCGCUGCUAUCUCAAAUACGACGAAUACAAUUAUUACUUUCCAGAUCGAGGAUCUCGGUUCUGCGUCCCUUGCCUCUUGGAUUGCUAACUCGAAUUUGCUGAUGACGCUUGCAUUUGGUCCUAUCUUUGGCUCCCUUAGCGAUCGAUUGGGAAAGAAAUGGUUUAUCGUUAUCUGUAGCGUGAUCGGAAUCGUUGGCUCUGUCAUAUCAGGUACCGCGCAUGAGACCAAGGUUAUUGUCGCUGGCAAUACUUUGACAGGAUUGGCAAAUGCAGGAUGUAUUAUGGGAAUCCCUGCCGCCCAAGAAGUUACCCCCAACAAGCUCAGGCCAUGGACUAUGGGCUUCUCUCAGGCUUUCGCUAGUAUUAUGGUCAUUGUUGGUACCGUCGCUGCUGGGGCUUUUGUGAAAUAUGAAACUUGGCGCUGGUCCUACUACCUGAACGCCUUUAUCUACGCAACAUCCGCCUCACUGGUCUUUUUCUUUUACCACCCGCCACUGACUGGCAUGCGCCGGCAGCAAGGUGAAUUGCGUGAGAUCCUGGCCAAGGUCGAUUACUUCGGGAUCUUCCUCUUUGCCGGUUCAAUCGCCUCUCUUCUGAUUGCUUUGACCUGGGGCGGUGCUACGUAUGCAUGGUCAUCUCACCAGGUGAUUGCAACUUUAGUUGUCGGUCUCGUCGGACUGCUCGGCUUUGGUAUUUACCAGUGGCGGUUCACCUCGCAGGGCAUCUUCGACCACCGGAUGUUCGAGUCAAGAAACUUUCCUAUCCUGCUAUUCGUGUGUACUGUGGAUGGAAUGCUUCUUCUAGGAGUGAAUGUUCUAUACGCGCAGCAGAUCGCAGCCAUGUUCACCACGGACGCGGUGAAGAUUGCAACUAUCUUGAUCCCUUACCUCGCUACGUCGGCAUUCGGAUGUCUGCCCGCCGGCUGGAUCAUGGCACACACAAAGUCUUACCGUGUCAUGCUGGUUUCUGCGCUGUUAUGGUGCAGUCUGUUUACCGGACUUAUGGCUCUCAUCACGCCUGAUCGACUCAGCUGGGCCUAUGCUUUUUCGUCCCUAUUUGGCAUUGGAACAGCAGUUACCACGGUCAUUCCCGUUGUCGCCAUGGGCUUAUCUGUUCCGUCCUUCCUGCUUGGAACAGCGGGCACCAUCAGCGUAUCAUGUCGGGCUCUUGGUGGAAUCAUUGGAAUUACGAUAUUCACUACAAUAUACGAUAAUAAGAUCGGCUCGGCAUUGGUUCAGGAUGUUGGAUCCGUAUUGAUUGCCUCCGGUAACGGGAAUCUUACUGGCAAUGUCGUCGAGGCUCUUCAAAGCACCAACCCUUACGCCCUCGAUCUAGUAUCAGGUUUGCCCCAGUCACUGGUACCCGCCAUCCGUGGUGCGCAGGCCGCCGCAGUGACGUAUUCUUGGAAGUAUGUCUGGAUUGCAAUCUGUGCUGUCGUGGCAGCCAAUGCGUUGGUUGCACUUUCGUUGCAGUCUGUGGCAAAGAAAAUGACGGACCAUGUUGAGUCUGCGCUGGAGAAGUCAACAGUUCGUGAUAAGCAGAUGAUGGUUGUGCAUUAA
Molecule: messenger RNA, 1710 nt
Organism: Penicillium verhagenii
Lineage: Eukaryota; Fungi; Ascomycota; Eurotiomycetes; Eurotiales; Aspergillaceae
Exons: 5
Coding region: 1-1710 (569 amino acids)
Biological process (GO): transmembrane transport
Molecular function (GO): transmembrane transporter activity
Source: RefSeq, a predicted model, not a curated record